UUCAAUUCCAAGUAGAACUGAAAAAUUAUUUGAUUUAAAAAAAAAAAAAAAAACUUUUCAUGAUGAAAAGCUAUUUUUUGACGUUUCUUUUAUUUGCUGGUCUGUUUUUGGUAGUAUCAACAGCUCCCACCAAAAAUGAAGCUUCUCAAUUAGUUGAGAUUGGUGCUAAUAAUGUUUUUGGGAUGAAGGAAUUUGGAGAAGGAAGUAGAGUUUCAAGAAACGCUGGGCCUGGUGGUGCUGAUAAAGAUGAUGAUGAUAGCGACGAUGAUAGCGACGAUGAUGAUGACGAUGAUAAUCAUGGAAAACCUAAACGGUCUCCUCAGUCUGAUGAGUCAGAUAGUUCUUCAUCAGAAGAAAAUUAAAGACGAUUGUGAUGAUGAUGACAAUACAAUCACUUUAAAUUCAUAACAUAAAGUUUUGUAUAACUGAAUAUUAAAAAAAUUAAUUAUAUUAUUUGAUUGUUCUUUUCCCUUCCGUAUAAAAUUAAAAUUAA
Molecule: messenger RNA, 493 nt
Organism: Aphidius gifuensis
Lineage: Eukaryota; Metazoa; Arthropoda; Insecta; Hymenoptera; Braconidae
Product: nucleophosmin-like
Exons: 2
Coding region: 60-362 (100 amino acids)
Source: RefSeq, a predicted model, not a curated record